This is a messenger RNA of Coffea arabica (coffee), 852 nucleotides long. RefSeq lists its product as uncharacterized. Lineage: Eukaryota; Viridiplantae; Streptophyta; Magnoliopsida; Gentianales; Rubiaceae. The record is from RefSeq and is a predicted model, not a curated record.
GGCCUUAGCAAGUGAUGAAAAGGUACAUAGCCAAUUCAAUUUCUUUCUCAUUAUUUUCAAUUCUUCUGGUGCUUUAGGAUCACCGAGACAAAAGAGUAAUCAGGAUUUGUGUAAACCAACAAUUCUCUUUCUUCAUCACUGCUCGAAUUCAGUAUGGGAGGCAAACUUCUGCAAUUCUAUAACUUGUCACAGACUUGCCGAAUCAGAUAUCUACCUGUCAAACCCAUUACCUUCAGGAUGUAUAGCCAACUUAGCAAGCAGGGACAGAAAGAAAAUGGUUCAAAAAAGAAACCAGACCACCACCGAGAUGGCCGUCCAGCGGAGAGAGCAGCUUCGACGGCUGAAGAGUUCAGACGGGUGGCGGAAGAAAAAGCUCGCCAGGGAACAACUAGUCAGACCGUAGAAAAGGAAGCUGAUGCGUUUCAAGAAACCAUGGCUGGUGACACCAGUUUUGAAACUGUGAAAGAAAGUUUCAAGAAGCCUCCUGGUAGGGGAAACAUCCACAAGACGGGUGAUGAGAGUGAUCCCGUGGAGAAAUAAUCAAGUCUUUGCAGUUUUCCAAGGCUUUUGUAUACAUGAAAAAGAAGUCAAGUGAUCAGUCAGAACCCUUUUUGUGUUAUGCCUAGACGUUUGAUUCUAGGAUUUUGUUCUUAAUUAAUGUAGUAUUUAAAGUGCUAUAUGGUCCAGUCUUUGAUUGCAUGGAUGUUUGGUUUGUUCUUGUUCUGAAACACUAGGUGAAAUGGCUUUUUGUAUGUAAUAUUUGCGAGAUAAACUGCAGAUCUUUUCAUACACAGUGCUGAAAGAAAUAAUUGCUUUUAUCUUAUUUUCAACUCCGUUGAAAAUGGAUGACCA